AGCACAAGUUUGCUGCUUGCUUACGCGGAGUCACAGUUACUGUUUGACUGGAACUAGCCUGACCCCUGGAACGCGGGAAAACCCACUCGUUGCUGACAGCCUGACGCCUGAAACCCAGCAGUUCUCAUGCCGGAGCUGCCGGAGGUAGAGGCGGCUAGAAGAGCCGUGGAGGAUAACUGUAUCGGUAAGAAGAUAAAGAAGGCUAUCAUAGCCGACGAUUCCAAAGUCAUCGAUGGAGUCUCCCGCUCGGAGUUCGAGGCUUCCCUCUUGGGCAAGACCAUCGUUGCAGCUCGCCGUAAGGGCAAGAACAUGUGGCUUGAGCUGGAUUCCCCACCAUUUCCUUCGUUCCAAUUCGGCAUGUCCGGUGCUAUAUACAUUAAAGGUGUUGCAGUUACAACGUAUAAAAGAUCUGCUGUAAAUGAUGAGGAUGAGUGGCCUUCCAAAUAUUCAAAAUUUUUCGUUGAGCUGGAUGAUGGCUUGGAGUUGUCCUUCACUGACAAAAGGCGGUUUGCUAGAGUUCGCCUUCUCAAUGAUCCAACAUCAGUGCCCCCCAUAUCUGAGCUUGGUCCUGAUGCACUUUUGGAGCCUAUGACACUUGAAGAAUUGACUGAGUCUUUGCAAAAGAAAAAAACUGAAAUCAAGGCUUUAUUACUGGAUCAAAGUUUUAUAUCAGGUAUUGGAAAUUGGGUUGCAGAUGAAGUUCUGUACCAAGCUAAGAUUCAUCCGAGGCAGACAGCUUCUAGCCUGUCCAAAGAAAACUGCUCAGCUUUGCACAAGUGCAUCAAAGAGGUGAUUCAAUAUGCGGUUGAACUUGAUGCUGAUUCUUGCCGUUUUCCCCUUGAAUGGUUAUUUCAUUUUCGGUGGGGCAAAAAGCCUGGAGAAAUAAAUGUUGAAGUUGGAGCUGAUAGUAGCCAGUAUCCUGCUGGUUGGAUAUUUCAUUCUCGUGAAAAGAAGCCGGGCAAGGCUUUUGUGGAUGGGAAAAAAAUUGACUUUAUUACAGCAGGAGGCAGGACGACUGCUUACGUCCCGGAGUUGCAAAAGCUAAGUGGGUCACAGGAUGUAAAAGAGGCCGGCAAACCUAAAAGGCGAACUUCAAAGAAAAACAAAGGUGAAGAUGAUGAUAAUGACGAUGACACUGAGAAACCUGCAAAAGAAGAGAAGAACGCGGGAAGUCAGAAAUCAAAAAAGGGAACAAAGGGUGGUGGUAAAGGUAGGAAUCAGUCCAAAAAGAAUAAAUCAAAGGAAAGUGAUGACGAAGAUGAUGACAAUGAUGAUGAAAAUGAUGAUAACGGUGAGACUGAUGCUGCUGCUGAUGACGAUGAUGAUGAAGCUGGAAAGAAGAAAGCAAACCCGUUGACAAAAAGUAAACAGGCCAAGGGAGAGAAGAAAUCAAACAAAAGAGCUCCUGCUAGUCAAAAUAGUAAGAAUGCUAAAAGGAAGGUUAAGUAGUAAGCAUGCUUUUGUUUUGCCGUCUGCCAUAAAAAUGCUGUGGAACAAUGGAAGGAUGGAUUAUGCUGUUCCUGUAACUAACUGGCUAUUAUUUCUGUCUUCAUAUGAUCAGCAGACCGACGCUGCUUCUGCCGAUCAUGACUGCUAUUAGUGUUUUGUCUUAAUGUUAUUAGAUCAAUGGAAGGGGAGGAUGCCUUCCGUUUUUGUAACUUCUGUUAAUGUAAAUGUUAAUUACUUUGUUAAUCCUCCGUUUGUGGGUUGAAAUUGUAAGUCCCAGUUUUAGAAGCGGUAAUGCUAUCCUUGUGUUUUAGAAAAUGUUUGGUAUGUAUGUGGGUUCGUCUUA
Messenger RNA from Neltuma alba, 1792 nucleotides. Its product is annotated as formamidopyrimidine-DNA glycosylase. NCBI's taxonomy places the organism in Eukaryota, Viridiplantae, Streptophyta, Magnoliopsida, Fabales, Fabaceae. The transcript is spliced from 11 exons. Gene Ontology annotation, cellular component: nucleus. Gene Ontology annotation, biological process: base-excision repair. The record is from RefSeq and is a predicted model, not a curated record. Bases 127 to 1449 code for a protein of 440 amino acids. Gene Ontology annotation, molecular function: oxidized purine nucleobase lesion DNA N-glycosylase activity; zinc ion binding; DNA-(apurinic or apyrimidinic site) endonuclease activity.